This is a messenger RNA of Capsella rubella, 1485 nucleotides long. RefSeq names its product ATPase family AAA domain-containing protein 1. Gene Ontology annotation, molecular function: ATP hydrolysis activity; ATP binding. The coding region runs from base 65 to 1273 and encodes 402 amino acids. The transcript is spliced from 5 exons. Gene Ontology annotation, cellular component: mitochondrial outer membrane. NCBI's taxonomy places the organism in Eukaryota, Viridiplantae, Streptophyta, Magnoliopsida, Brassicales, Brassicaceae. The record is from RefSeq and is a predicted model, not a curated record.
CACACACGCUCUUCAAGAAUUAGGGUUUCUAUUUUUCUUGAAUCUAAUUCCAUAAUCCAAAAAUAUGAAGAGAUCUUCGGGUAAAAAGGAUUCAAAUUUCAUAGAGCAAUUGAUACUUUACGUCGCUAGUGCUGCAUUGAGUAGCUUGGUUCUCUAUGUGGGUCUUAGAGCUAUUGACCCCAACCGUGACGCUGCUAAAAAGUCUCUCGAGCAUAAGAGAGAAAUCGCCAAACGUUUGGGUCGUCCUCUUAUUCAAACCAAUCAGUACGAGGAUGUGAUAGCUUGUGAUGUUAUAAACCCAUUACAUAUUGAUGUGGAGUUUGGUUCUAUUGGAGGUUUGGAUGCGAUGAAGCAAGCUUUAUACGAGCUUGUGAUUCUACCAUUGAAAAGACCUGAGCUUUUUGCUUAUGGGAAGUUACUUGGUCCACAAAAAGGUGUUUUGCUUUAUGGUCCUCCUGGAACUGGGAAGACGAUGCUUGCUAAAGCCAUUGCUAGAGAGUCAGAGGCUGUUUUCAUAAAUGUUAAGGUUUCGAAUCUGAUGAGCAAGUGGUUUGGUGAUGCACAGAAGCUUGUGGCUGCUGUAUUUAGCUUGGCGUACAAACUCCAACCUUCCAUUAUUUUUAUCGAUGAGGUGGAUAGCUUUCUUGGCCAGCGCCGUUCGACUGAUAAUGAAGCAAUGUCGAAUAUGAAAACUGAGUUUAUGGCUUUAUGGGAUGGAUUUACUACAGACCAGAAUGCGAGGGUGAUGGUUCUUGCUGCAACUAACAGACCUUCAGAGCUCGAUGAAGCAAUAUUGAGGCGUUUUCCUCAGGCCUUUGAGAUCGGAAUGCCUGAUUGCCAAGAGCGAGCACAAAUAUUGAAAGUGAUUUUGAAAGGAGAGAGGAUUGAACCAAAUAUCGAUUAUGAUCAUGUAGCUCGCUUAUGUGAAGGUUAUACUGGAUCAGAUAUCUUUGAACUCUGCAAAAAAGCAGCCUACUUCCCAAUUAGAGAAAUCCUAGAGGAGGAGAGAAAGGGCAGACAAGUUUCGGCGCCUAGGCCAUUAACACAAUUGGACUUGGAAAAGGUUCUUGCUACCACAAAGAAGACUCAGGUUGCCGCAAGCGAGUACUCUGGUUUAAGCUCGCAAUCUUCCGUUUGGAGAAGCCAGGCAGAUCCCGACGAAGUCCAAGCAGCUAUAAACGGCAUCUCAAAGCUUUUUGUCUCUCGGAUGAGAAACCUUGAGCCAGAUUCCCAGGAUUCAUAUCAACAUGAUUCAGAAAGAGAUUCGGAAUAGAGGCUCUUGACUGAAGUUUUGUAUAGCCACAAAAAAGUAAACCAAAGAGAUUUAUACUUUGCAAUCCUCAAUAUAGCUCUUGUGCUGAAUAAGUUGGUGCAUUUCUUAAGGAUGCCUUAAAGUUGUUGUUUUUAGGAAAUUAAAUUCACUUGAACUUCAUUUCUAGUUCAAGCAAUGUUCUAUACAUUUAUACAAAUUUGUGUUUUUUUUCC